AUGGCCUUGGAAAAAGUAGGCCAUUACACCUGUCGAAUCAGAGACUUUGUGAUGGGAGCAGACAGAGCCCUGGCAUUUGCUGGUGCUGAUGUGAUUCUUGGCAGCACCUCGAGCAACGGCUCUUCAGCGCAGCGGCUCUUCAGCGCAGCGGCUCUUCAGCGCAGCGGCUCUUCAGCGCAGCGGCUCUUCAGCGCAGCGGCUCUUCAGCGCAGCGGCUCUUCAGCGCAGCGGCUCUUCAGCGCAGCGGCUCUUCAGCGCAGCGGCUCUUCAGCGCAGCGGCUCUUCAGCGCAAGGCGCAAGGCGCCGCGCAAGGCGCCGCGCAAGGCGCCGCGCAAGGCGCCGCGCAAGGCGCCGCGCAAGGCGCCGAGCAAGGCGCCGAGCAAGGCGCCGAGCAAGUUUGUCUUCUGUUCAUCCUGCACAACUACUACUACUACUACUGCUACUACUACUACUACUACUACUAAUAAUAACAAUAAGAAGAAAAAUAAUAAUAAUAAUAAUAAUAAUAAUAAGAAGAAGAAGAAGAAGAAGAAGAAGAAGAAGAAGAAGAAGAAGAAAAAUAAGAAGAAGAAGAAGAAGAAGAAGAAAAAGAAGAAAAAGAAGAAAAAUAAGAAAAAUAAGAAGAAGAAGAAGAAAAAGAAGAAAAAUAAUAAUAAUAAGAAAAAUAAUAAGAAGAAGAAAAAUAAUAAUAAGAAGAAAAAUAAUAAUAAGAAGAAAAAUAAUAAUAAGAAGAAAAAUAAUAAUAAGAAGAAAAAUAAUAAUAAGAAGAAAAAUAAUAAUAAGAAGAAAAAUAAUAAUAAGAAGAAAAAUAAUAAUAAGAAGAAAAAUAAUAAUAAGAAGAAAAAUAAUAAUAAGAAGAAAAAUAAUAAGAAGAAGAAAAAUAAUAAUAAGAAGAAAAAUAAUAAUAAGAAAAGAAAAAUAAUAAGAAAAGAAAAAUAA
Molecule: messenger RNA, 939 nt
Organism: Schistocerca cancellata (South American locust)
Lineage: Eukaryota; Metazoa; Arthropoda; Insecta; Orthoptera; Acrididae
Product: GATA zinc finger domain-containing protein 4-like
Exons: 3
Coding region: 1-939 (312 amino acids)
Biological process (GO): nucleosome assembly
Cellular component (GO): nucleosome
Molecular function (GO): DNA binding; structural constituent of chromatin
Source: RefSeq, a predicted model, not a curated record